Phycodurus eques (leafy seadragon) is the source of this 6592-nucleotide messenger RNA. It is a transcript of the gene plppr4b, whose product is annotated as phospholipid phosphatase-related protein type 4. The coding region runs from base 101 to 2566 and encodes 821 amino acids. NCBI's taxonomy places the organism in Eukaryota, Metazoa, Chordata, Actinopteri, Syngnathiformes, Syngnathidae. Gene Ontology annotation, biological process: axonogenesis; phospholipid metabolic process; signal transduction. Gene Ontology annotation, molecular function: phosphatidate phosphatase activity. The record is from RefSeq and is a predicted model, not a curated record. The transcript is spliced from 7 exons.
UCACAUCUCUGUUCUGAGCUCGCAUGUAGAAAUAAGGGGAUGGAGCGCUCUUGAUCGACAAGCACAGCAGCCAUCCGUGCCUCAUCUAGGAUCCGUUUCGAUGUCUGGAGGUCUGGCCAUGUCUGCAAAAGAAAAGGCAAUUCUAACCAAGGACAGUGUCAGUCUGCUCCCCUGUUUCUAUUUCGUUGAGCUGCCUAUCCUGGUGUCAUCUAUGGUCAGCUUGUACUUCCUGGAGUGGACAGAUGUGUUCAAGCCAGUGAAGUCUGGCUUUAACUGUCAUGACCGCAGUCUGAGCCUACCCUACAUCGACCCUAACCAUGAGGUCAUCCCCCUGCUAAUGCUGCUGAGCCUGGCUUUUGCAGGGCCUGCGAUCACGAUCAUGAUUGGAGAGGCCAUCCUGUUUUGUUGUCUAUCUCGACGAAAAAGCCGCACCGGGGCGGAAGCAAACAUCAAUGCAGCUGGCUGCAACUUCAACUCUUUCAUACGUAGAGCGAUCCGUUUUGUCGGUGUUCAUGCAUUUGGUCUUUGUGCCACUGCCCUCAUCACAGACAUCCUUCAGCUGAUGACGGGCUACCCGGCCCCCUACUUCCUCACAGUGUGUAAACCAAACUACACCACCCUAAACAUCAGCUGUGAGCAGAACCCUUACAUCAUGGAGGAUAUCUGCUCCGGGGUCGAUACCGCAGCUAUUAACCGGGGCAGAAAAUCAUUCCCAUCCCAGCACGCUACCCUGGCGUCCUUUGCAGCUGUUUAUGUUUCAAUGUACUUCAACAGCACUCUGACCGAUUCAUCCAAAUUGCUCAAGCCCCUGCUGGUCUUCUCCUUCAUCAUCUGUGCCAUUAUUUGUGGUCUCACUCGCAUUAUUCAGUACAAGAACCAUGCCAUUGAUGUCUAUCUGGGAUUUCUGCUUGGCGGAGCCAUUGCUCUCUACCUGGGUUUGUAUGCAGUUGGGAAUUUCCUCCCGAGUGAAGAGUCUAGCACCAGCCUCCCCUCUCAACCGCACUGCCCCUCCUGCUCUUUACCACACAUUAGUCAAGAGGCAGUCCUUCAUCACCUGCAAAUGAAAGCCAGCAUUCCGGGGGAGGCUGGCAUUCCCACCUCCCAGUCCGAGGGCCUCCUCCAUCGGGGCCUUCCGCAGCAGAAGGGUGACGAUAGCCUAAAGUGCUCAGGCAGAGAUGCGGACGGGCUUUCCUCCCACAGCCCACGGAGCAAAGAGACCAUAGUGACCUUUAGCCACACGCUCCCUCGUGUACACACACCGCAGGCCAUAGCGGCUUAUGAGGAAGCAGCCAGACGUCACGCUGCCACCCUUCACCAUGCCUCCAUGGAUUCUAGCCGUUCAAAGCAGCUUUUGUCACAGUGGAAAAGUAAAAAUAACCACAAAUGCACUCUCCAGGUACCUGACUAUUUUCCACCCUCAGGAGACUUGUUAUCUGUUCAGCCCGCUCAGCAUCCUCAUCACCACGGCAGCAUGGAGGUCCGAUCCAGCUCUGAACCAUCGGCUAUGGGUCUGGAUGCAAACUUUGAAGCUCAUGCGUAUAUGUCCAAACUGGCCACAGGAACGAGUACCACAUUGCCAAGUAACUGCAGUGGUAUUACCGGAGGAGCAAGAAUGUUGAUGCAGUCUCGACCUGGAUCUUCACAACUGGUCCACAUACCUGAAGAAUCACAUGAGAAUUACCACAAUAGCUCCCCAAAAGCAGUAGGAGGAGAAGGGAGUGACAGUAUUUCUUCAGGAGAUGGCACAGUUCAGGCUAACUGGCAAAGGGUUGCUGAGAAGACUGCAAUUUGCAGGACUAACGACGAAGGGAAGAAAACCCAGCCACGAAUAAUGCAAGUGAUCGCUAUGUCCAAGCAGCAGGGUCUCCUCCAGACUCAUUCCAAAAGCUUGGAUGAGAGCAGCACUGUCGGAAGUUCCCAGGGCUUGGCUCACUACAGGGCUCUUGCUCCUGACAAUGACCCGAGUACCACUACAGGACCCAGCGCGCAGGGCAGUACCACAGGCAGUAUUUCUGGCAGCACUGGAGCAAUUGUCAGAAUAGAAGCACACCCUGAAAACAACAAACCGGUUAUUCAAGCGCCUUCCACCGACGGAAGUGGAUCGUGGAGGUGGCGAUCUCUGGAUCAUGGCAAUGGAGCUGUUGUAGGGCACGGGAGUACAGGAGGUGGGAGUUUGCGGCAAUCCUUCGAUCUCAACGAUCUUAGCAGAGACUCGGAAAGCUCAGACUCUAUACGAGAAGAGUCUAUUGACAGGAAGAGUGCUUAUCACGUUAAUACCACCUCUGUCACCCCGCCCGCAGUUACUGUUCAUACAAGCCAACCAGAGCAAAAGCUCCACGUUCAGAGCCUCUCUACUAUAAGGGUCACUCCGGGGGAUGUUUGUGGCGCCGGAUCUGGCGGUUGCAGUGGAGACACAGCUUCAGAAAUACCUUCAGUGGCCUCCAGCCGGGAAUCCACACUACGGCGAAAAGGCCAUAAUGUCAUCCUGAUUCCAGAGAGAGGAAACAGCCCGGAUAUCACCCGAAAUGUUUUCUACAAGGGCGUGUCGAUACCCAAUAAGGAAUAAUGCACAGAAUGACUGAAGGCUUCAGGGCCGUAUAUGAUCAUGAAGCAACAAGCUCGUUUUUCAGGACGCUUUCACACUCGCGCCCUUAGAAUCAAACUCUAGGUGGAGUUCGUUUAGUGUAAACAAAGUAAUCAAAAUUCGAGUUAAAUUAACCGGUAAACGGUCCGGGUAUGUUUCCCAACAAAUUUAAUGUUGUACUGUUGUGACAAUCUCCCUUGCUCCACUCCACCAGGCAAAUGAAACAAUCAGGUUUGAGCCUAAACGGCAUAACGGUGAUGUGACUAUAGUAAACAGAUUAAACCGGUGGCUGUUUGAACCUGUCUUUGGUUUGGCAUACAUGCAGUUAGCAAGGCAUCAGUCAAGCAAGACUUGAAAAAGGGUUUGCUUUGGACGUUCCCAUAAAAUGCAGUCAGCCGUUCCCUUGUAUACUGUAGCCUGGUAGAAGGACAAUUUUUGCUCCAUGUCGUGUUAAUCAUCACUGUUGCACUCACUAGGCCAGCCAGCAAACAGUCUUCCUGUCUCCAUUCUUGCACCGUUCGCAAAACAAUAAAAGACAUAAGCAAUGUCACGUUGUUAGUUGUGACGCGUUGUGGUUCAGUUGAAAUUUUUACAGUGUGAAAAGGAACAGUGUCAACACAUUCCCAAAUCCUGUAACACCCUCAGAGAUGCCACCACAUGUACCUAUUCCAUAAUAUUCAGUAUAUAUAGCAUCAGAAAAAGAUUUUAUGUAGCAUGAGAGUUUUGUAAAUGUUAACUAAAGCACAACCUUUUAAGUGUUGACAGAAAUAAUCACUGUGUACUUUGUAGCCACUAAGGACACUUAUUUUAAUAUUUAUGUUAUUUACGAGUGGUGUCAAUGGAAUCUUUUUUUUUAGACAGCUCUGUACGUUUUCAAUAUUAACCACAAAAAGAAAGCUGUAUAAAAAUACAUGCUUUUCAAAAGUUGAAUACUGCAAAGAAAUGAUGUUUGUGAGAGCAGUUUACGUUCCUGCACUGAUUACAGUGUGUUUUUGAGAAGGGUGCUAUACCAGAAGAUACUAUUACCUUAGAAAAUACAAAAGACAGUACUUAAAUUCCAUUUUAAAAACAAAGAAAGCAGCUAUGACAUAACAUAUAACAAAAACCUAUUUUAUAUUUUGGCUCUUUUUGUGGAUAAAACUGAAUUUGAACCAUAAGUGUGCUUAGCAUUCCUUCUGUACCUUCUGUAGCACUUGCACUGAAAGUGUUUAUUGUACCUUGUACUAUAUGCUGUAUGACCAUAUCAUAAUAUCCCAUGCAUUAGUAUAGCAGGUUAAUUUUUCAAAAAACAACAACAUUAUUUAUCCCAUACUUUUAUUAGACUAUAUUUGAAUGUUUUCUGGUAUUAGUCACACAGUUCCAUCUGAGUCACUUGGUAUCUAUGGGCAUUGUACUGUAUGUGGACAAUACUAAGGUCAGUAAAAAUAAUAAUAAUAAUAAUAAUAAUUGCUCCUAAACAUGCAGUAUAUUCAAUCUUUAUGACUGAUUCAUUUUCAGUUAGCAGAAAAUGUUUCAGGGUGCCUUUUCUUAAAAAAAAAAAAAUGAAACAAAAUACUGUAUAUAAAGUACAUCCAUAUAUCACUGUAUAUUAUUUUAAAAAUAAUUGUCUUUCUGUAGCCUACAUUUACAAAUGCAAUACUAAAUAUCACAAAACCAUGAUGUACGACUAUCCAGUACUACUGUAGAUCUUAGUAUACUACAUCACGUGUAAACCCUUGGUUCUUUGUGUUGUAUGAGAUAUGAUUUUUUUGGGCUUUACCAUGCCACACGUAAUGGUUGGAAUUUGGUAACUGCCACUACAGUGUACACACACACAAAACAAACCACAUUUCUAGCUAUGCUUUUGCUUAUUAUUCUAUUGUAGGACUAAGUUUGCUCCAAUCAGGUAUGUCGUUGAGUAUUUUAUUGAAAAUCCCUUGAGCUCGGAACAAUUAUCCAAUUGUAAUAGCACCAAAACAUGCAUAGACCCCUCGUCCAAUUUGCUGUCUUGUGCUAUACUAUCUUGGGGUUCUCCAUCCAUCCAUCCAUUUUCUGAGCCGCUUCUCCUCACUAGGGUCGCGGGCGUGCUGGAGCCUAUCCCAGCUGUCAUCGGGCAGGAGGCGGGGUACACCCUGAACUGGUUGCCAGCCAAUCGCAGGGCACAUACAAACAGACAACCAUUCGCACUCACAUGCACACCUACGGGCAAUUUAGAGUCUCCAAUUAAUGCAUGUUUUUGGGAUGUGGGAGGAAACCGGAGUGCCCGGAGAAAACCCACGCAGGCACGGGGAGAACAUGCAAACUCCACACAGCCGGGGCCGGGGAUUGAACCCGGGUCCUCACAACUGUGAGGCUGACGCUCUAACCAGUCGGCCACCGUGCCGCCUCUUGGGGUUCUCAACUUCCUAUAAAUGGUCAUUGUCACUUGUCAUCUGCCUAUCAGAAGCAAUUGGGGGCUGAGUAUCUCGAACAAGGAUACUUCAAGGUGGUCACAGGGGUACUGAGGAUCGAAUAUUAACAUUUGGCUUGGUAGACAGCCAAUCUAACACCUUAUCCAAGCUGCUCCCGAAUGUUUGUUUAACGGCGUAUUCAAAAACUCGGAUAAGGCAUAUUAUUAUUAUUUUUUCUCUGCUCAAAUUAAAAACAACGCCUCCAUGUAAACUCAUUGGCCAGUGUCUAAAUAUAUGCAAACCAAUUCACUAAAUAUAAAAAUUAGCCCAAAAGAUUUAGGGGCUUGAGAACAUUCUAUUUUAGAAUACCCAUCCUAAAAUGACAAAUACUGUACAAUUGUACUAUUGCAGCCUGUCUAACAAAUUGUUUUGAUAAAUGUUGUUCAUGAGCAGUAGUAUUUCAUAUUAAUAUUUUUUGGUGUGGGUGUGUUAGUGUGUGUGUAGUGUUCUUCUUUUGAUGCCGUUAUUUGGAAUGUGGUCAUAUUAUUAGGACUGAUUUUAUUGUUUGGGGCAGUGACCAAAGUACAGGACAUUAAUUUAUGGUUUAUGUCAUAUUAUUAAUAGUGAAAUUGUUGCCGUGCUGGACAGUACUUCAAGUAAUAGAAGAAAAUAAAACUUACUACAUUCCAGUAACUCAAUCAAUCAAUUGUUCAGUGGAAUAAUUUGCCAGAGUGUGAAAAUACAUCCAAAACCCCGGAUUUUUCAUAUUUUCUCAGUGUAGAAAAGCUUUAGCUAGAGCAAGUCUUUACCAUAUUGUACAUUAUUUAUUCAAUAGUCUUUGCAUGGAUUAUUCUGCAUAUCACUCAUCACCAUUGUACUACCACUACUCUUUUUGUAGUGUGAUAUGAUUAGGACUGUCCUUUCUCGUAGCAGGUUUUCGUACGUUUAAACUGACACUGUUUCCAUCAGAAAUUUGGUUUAGACUUUGUAUUGACACGUAUGCACAUUUUCACUGUGGGAACACAGUUUUGACUGAUUGAAAAUUGCAAAAUACAAGACUUGCAAACUUUUAAAUACUUUUACGAUCAAUUUAUUGAAAUGUGGGGCUUAUCUGGCAGUCCUCUUUGUGUAAUGAAAGUGAAGCAUGUCAGUGAAAUUGUGUUAUUUUACAUUUUAAUUUUGGUCUAAAACAAGACAAAACAUUUGUAUCAAUAUGAAUGUUUUCUGCGUUUGGAUCUCGGUCCAAACCCUCUGAAACUUAUUGAGUCACUAAUAUAGCAUUUUUUUUCCCGUACCUUUAACAGAUAGUUACUGUAGAUGUAUUAUUUUUAAUCCAUAAUUGAUGUUUUCUAUUCCCUGAUAACACUACAAUUUAUAUAAAUUUGAACACAGGAUGGGGUGGAAGAGUACAAAUGAUUGAUCACCGAUGUGUUUUAAUUGUGUUUGAGCGACCAUUGAGUUCUCUCUGUUUGUUGGGAGGGAACAUGCAAGUGAGAAAGCCUUUACAUAUCAGUGUGAGACAGAGUAAAGAAGUCCAAGGCAGGUUGAGUUCCAGACCAGGUUGAGGCUAGUGUGAUAACGCAGGGGGGUGGGGGGACCGGGCGUUUUAUAAAUAAAUAAGGGAUUCUAGGCCACUGAA